This is a messenger RNA of Diaporthe amygdali, 1686 nucleotides long. RefSeq names its product dicarboxylic permease. Lineage: Eukaryota; Fungi; Ascomycota; Sordariomycetes; Diaporthales; Diaporthaceae. The record is from RefSeq and is a predicted model, not a curated record. Gene Ontology annotation, molecular function: amino acid transmembrane transporter activity. Gene Ontology annotation, cellular component: membrane. Gene Ontology annotation, biological process: amino acid transmembrane transport. The transcript has 3 exons. The coding region runs from base 1 to 1686 and encodes 561 amino acids.
AUGAUGGCCCAAGAUAAGAUGGAGGCAGGAGGCCUACAGAGACUUUCGCAUCAACAGAGCGCGAAGCUCGGUGAGGUCCAAAACCUGGCCCAUAAUCCCGGCCACGAUCUGCAGAAACGCCUCGAAACUCGCCAUGUCACUAUGAUUGCUUUGGGAGGUGCUCUGGGCACGGGACUCAUGAUUGGGACCGGAUCAGCUCUCGUCAAGACCGGUCCGGCAGGAAUAUUGUUAGACUACAGCAUCGUCGGCUGCGUCGUCUUCCUCGUCAUGGCCGCGCUCGGCGAGAUCAUAUCCUACAUGCCCCUCUCGCAUGGUUUCGGUGGUUACGCCACUCGUCUCGUCGACCCGGCCCUCGGUUUUGCGACAGGAUACUCCUACUUCUUCAAAUACCUCCUCGCAACCCCGAACCAACUCUCUGCUUUUGGCCUUAUCAUGAAGUUCUGGGUCGGAGACCGUGUCAAUCCGGCUGUCUUCAUCACAAUUAUCCUGGUCCUGAUUCUUGUCAUUAACAGCGUCAGCGUCAAGGCUUUCGGCGAGUUCGAGUUUUGGCUGUCCUCCCUGAAGGUGCUAAUCAUGAUUGGCAUUAUAAUCCUUCUUUUCAUACUCGCUGUUGGUGGUGGGCCAACCGGAGACCGUCCUGGAUUCCGAUACUGGUCUGAACCCGGAGCCUUCGCGGAGUAUAAGGUCGGUGGUGCCAAGGGGCAUCUGCUCGGUCUGUGGAGCGCGAUGGUAGCCGCAGUAUAUGCAUUCUCCGGGACUGAACUUGUAGGCGUCACUGUCGGUGAGGCCAAGAACCCACGUCUGUGCACGCCAAAAGCCAUCCGCCUUACCUUCCUCCGCAUCGUGUUCUUCUACAUCAUCUCUGUCUUUCUCCUGGGGCUGGUCGUCCCGUACAAUAGCCGGGAGCUCGCAUUCGCUGCCGGAGCCAAGACAAGUGCUGCCGCCUCCCCAUUCGUCGUGGCCAUAAAAAUCGCCAGGAUAAAGGGGCUUGAUCAUGUCAUCAACACCUGCCUCGCCGUCUUUGUGUUUUCAGCGGCGAACUCGGAUAUCUAUAUUUCAUCCCGUACUCUGUACGGCAUCGCUAUUGAUGGCAAGGCACCCCAGAUAUUCACACGUACAACUAAAGCUGGAGUGCCGUUCGUGUCGCUGGCUCUUUGUGCUGCGUUCUGCGGAUUGGCGUAUAUGUCCGUCAGCUCGAGUGCCGCAACAGUAUUCAACAAUCUCACCAGCCUUGUCACUGUCUUCGGCCUCCUGACCUGGAUUUCUAUCCUCGUCUGUCACAUCUGUUUCUGCCGUGCUCGCAAGAUUCAACACAUCAGUCUGGCAUACAUCCCCUACCGCGCCCCCUUCGGCGCGUGUGGCUCCUUCAUCGCUCUCGCGUUCCUGGUCAUCCUGAUACUCACCAAAGGCAUCGAGGUUUUCAUCGGCACUUUCGACUACAAGGGUUUCAUAGUCCAGUACAUCGGCAUCCCCAUCUACCUAGGUCUAAUCUUUGGCUACAAGAUUGUGAAGAAAUCUCAACGUGUGCGGGCUGAGGUGGCGGACUUGGUCACAGGCGUUCCGGAAGAAACGGUUGCAGAGGAGAAGGCGGCGGUCGAGGCCGCCAUGAGGGAAAAGGAGGCUGCGAUGGUGAUAAGAGGCAAGCUUGGCAAGGUCUACCGCAAGGGCUUUUCCUGGUUAUUUUGA